GCUGCUAGUGCUGCUUGGAACAUGGGUGAAUGGGAUCAGAUGGAAGAGUAUGUUUGUCGAUUGGAUGAUGGAGAUGAAAACAAGCUUGGAGUUUUGGGUAAUACUGCCGUUACAGUGGAUGGGAGCAGUAUUGGGACCUUCUUCAGGGCUGUCUUAUUAGUUCAUAGGGGGAAGUAUGAUGAGGCACGUGAAUAUGUUGAAAGAGCAAGGAAAUGCUUGUGUACAGAAGUGGCUGCCUUG
Messenger RNA from Striga hermonthica, 240 nucleotides. NCBI's taxonomy places the organism in Eukaryota, Viridiplantae, Streptophyta, Magnoliopsida, Lamiales, Orobanchaceae. The record is from the annotation of a GenBank genome assembly.